Sardina pilchardus (European sardine) is the source of this 4225-nucleotide messenger RNA. It is a transcript of the gene gpr155b, whose product is annotated as G protein-coupled receptor 155b. Gene Ontology annotation, cellular component: membrane. Gene Ontology annotation, molecular function: G protein-coupled receptor activity. The transcript is spliced from 17 exons. NCBI's taxonomy places the organism in Eukaryota, Metazoa, Chordata, Actinopteri, Clupeiformes, Clupeidae. Gene Ontology annotation, biological process: intracellular signal transduction; G protein-coupled receptor signaling pathway; transmembrane transport. Bases 200 to 2695 code for a protein of 831 amino acids. The record is from RefSeq and is a predicted model, not a curated record.
GUCAAAAUGUAAGUUCUGCGGUCAGUAAACAUCUCACAGAAUUCUGGUAAUAAAAAUGAGAGUAAAGGGGGUAUAUGAACAUUAUAUUGACCAUGACAGAAGACAUAACCCUUCCAUUGUAGCAACAGGAAGCAAAUGGUGAGCGCAUCAAGUCCCGUUCCUCAGGUUCUCACAUUCGCACUUCCACCACGCGCCCAUCAUGACGGACCGCUACAUUGCCAUGCACGGGCUCAACAUCAGCCACAGCCCGGUGUCCGCCAGCCCGACCAUGUCCAUCGAUAAGCUUUUCCCAGCGCUCCUGGAGUGUUUCGGAAUUAUCAUGUGCGGGUACGUGGCUGGCCGGACGGACAUCAUCUCCCCGAAUCAGGCGAAGGGUCUCGGGAACUUCGUCUCGCGCUUUGCGCUCCCCGCGCUGCUGUUUAAGAACAUGGUUCUGCUGGACUUCGGGGAUGUCAUCUGGUCGUUCCUGUGGAGCGUGCUGAUCGCCAAGGUCACGGUAUUCGUGAUCGUGUGCUCGCUCACGCUGAUGGUCGCUGGUCCGGAGAGUCGGUACAGCAAAGCGGGACUCUACUCGAUAUUUGCUACCCAAAGCAAUGACUUCGCGCUGGGAUACCCCAUUGUGGACGCCCUGUACAGGAGCACGUACCCAGAGUACCUGCAGUACAUCUACCUGGUGGCCCCCGUCUCUCUGAUGCUGCUCAACCCCAUCGGCUUUGCUCUGUGUGAGAUCCAGCGCUGGAAGCAGAGCCCGGACCACAACAGCCAGAGUAAACUGCACAUCAUCUCCGUCGUCUUACUGCAGGUCCUGAAGAACCCCAUCGUGUUCAUGGUGCUGGUGGGAAUCGUGUCUCACUUCCUGUUGGGUGGGCAGGUCCCUGAGCUGCUGCUGGAGUUUGUGGACGGAUUGGCCAACUCGUUUGGGGGGGCGGCGCUCUUCUACCUGGGCCUGUCCAUGGUUGGUCAGCUCAGGAGAUUGACGCGUUCCACUGGAGUAGCACUCAUACUGCUCAUCACUGCCAAACUGUUAGUAAUGCCACUGAUAUGCAAGGACAUGGUGGAGAUUCUGGACACGGCGAACUCCAGCUCAGCCAAUCACUCGAGCCUGUCCAACUUCGCCUUCCUGUACGGAGUGUUCCCCACGGCGCCCAGCGUGGCCAUCUAUGCAGCCCAGUACAACACCGAGCUGGAGGUGGUGACCUCUGGGAUGGUCAUCAGCACGUUCCUGUCUGCACCAAUAAUGUACGUGGCGGCAUGGUUACUGACCAUUCCCUGGAUGGACGCCAUGCCCUUGGUUACAGAGCUUCUAAAUGUCAGCUUCAACAUCAGCAUCAUCAGCUUGCUUGUUCUGGUGUGGACCAUAUCAGUGCUGUUCCUCAGUAAGAAGUUUAAAAGGUUGCCUCACAUGUUCGUUAUGAACUUGUUUCUGGCUCAGCUUCUGGUGUGUGUGAGCAUGAUUAUUUGGAAGUUUGUGGUGCAUCGGGACGACUUGUUGGGCCAGGUUCUGAUCUUCACCUUGCUGUACGGCUGCCUCUACAGCACAUACCUGUGGACAGGGCUCAUUGCCUUUUCUCUGGCCCUAAUGAAGAAGAAUGAGAAGAUGAAGAUUCGCCCAGCAGUCUUUGUGCUUCUAGGAUGGGGGAUUCCUUUCCUGACUGUGGGUGGGUUGCUUAUCGCUGGAGAGCGCAUGGAUGACACCAUAGACUCUGCCUUCUUUUAUGGGCGUGCUCAGAUGGGCAGCACGGCGGUGGUGCUGUUCUGCAGUAUUGCGCUGGGGGGUCUGUCUCUGCUGGGGCUGGGCAGGGGGACCCAGGAGGAGCAGCACUACCAUGCCCUGGACCAGAGCUCCAUGUCGGGCACCACCGAGGACGUGCGCCCCUACAGGGACCAGGAGGACCACGCCGCCACUCAGCCUGCCACCCCACAGGACACCAGCAACAGAGAAGAGCAGCCCAGCGAGAGGCCGGUCCCUCAGCCCAUGCCUGAUAUGAUUGUGGGCCAUCUGAACGACACCGCACCGGCACAAACAGACCAGACAGGGGCGCCACUGCGUGAAGCCCCCAGUGCUCGCCUGGCCCAGGAGGAGAGGCAGGUGGCCCGCCAUGCCCUGCUGUGUCUGCUGCUCAUCGUUGGCCUGCUGGCUAACCUAUCCAGCUGUCUCUGGUGGCUGUUCAAUAAAGACCCCGGCAGACUGUAUCUGGAGCUGCAGUUCUUCUGCGCGGUCGCCAACUACGGACAGGGGUUCAUAUCGUUUGGCAUAUUUGGGCUAGAUGAACAUCUCAUCAUUUUGCCAUUCAAAAAGAGGCUGGCCAGUCUGUGGGGUUCGGAGCCUGUGGAGGAGACCUUGGCUGCUGGUCAAGAGGACAUCCGGCUCACCUGCACUCAGUUUGUGCGCUACCACAAGGACCAGUGUGUGCAGGACCUCGUACGCCAAAGAAGGUGCAAAGGCCAUUGGUCAGGCUGUCCGGAGGCGGGCUCGUUCAUGGGUAGAGAGCUGGUUGAUUGGCUGGUGCGCGCAGGAGUGGCGGGCGAUCGGGCCUCGGCCGUGCUGUGUUGCGCUCGGCUGCAGCAAGGAGGAGUGCUGCGACGUGUCGGCCAUCAGUUCGGUUUCCAUGACAACUCGCUCUGCUACCACUUCACUAUUCCCGAAGCGUUCCGCCACCACGACGCCAAUAGAAUGCUACCCUGUGUGAUGUGACCUGAGAUGAAGGCGUUAGCAACGAGGAGCAGAUUAAUCAGGCAGCAUCUUCCCGUCAGAUUUCAGGCAACAUUUAACUGUGAACGUGACUUGAAUUUCGAUCGAAACUUCUAUUUUUGCAUGUUGUGUAGCUCUAUGCAGGUAUUUGAACCCAACACGGCAAGACGUCCCUGGCGUUUUGAAUACUUACGAUGCACAAACACACUCACUGCUGCAGCUUCUCCACUCUUUCUUGUGAUGUCAAAGUUGUUCAUUAUUGCAACAGUUCUAUGCACUGCACCUUUCCUCUCAGUUUGCCUGUGUGUGUGUGUGUGUGUGUGUGUGUGUGUGUGUGUGUGUGUGUGUGCGCGCCUGUCUGUGCCUUUUGCCUUUCAGAUGUUGUGUGGAAAAUGUGUGUGUGUUUUCUGCUGUAUAAGAGAUAUGUUUACAUUAUAGUAUUGUUAUAUUAUUAGUAUAUGUGUGUGUGUGUGUGUGUGUGUGUGUGUGUGUGUGUGUGUGUGUGUGUGUGUGUGUGUGUGUGUGUGUGUGUGUGUGUGUCUUUCUGCUGUUUAUGAGAUAUGUUUACAUUGUGUAUAGAUGAGUAAGUGUGUGUGUGUGUGUGUGUGUGUGUGUGUGUUUGAUGAAAUGUGUAGCGGCACUGUGUAUGUGUGUUUUAUAUGCAUAUCUCCACGUUAUCCUAUACGCACUGAUGCAGUGAAACCUGAAGACACAGUUUUGCCUAAAUGUUCGCCUGUGUCAAGAACCGAGCAAGUGUUCUGCAUCGGAAUCCGAAGUUCCAGUCACAGCUUGAAGAGGAGGCAGAUCGCCCCCUGCUGUUCAAUGACUAGAAGAAUUUAUUUCUGUAUGUAGGCCUACACUGAAAUGUGAAGUUCCCCCUAACCUCUGGACUGUAAAGUGGAUUCCUACUGCAUGUUGCCAUAGAUGUUUCUUUUCCCUUCUUGUGUUUGCCAUUGCCAGACCUUUGCUGUGUUUUUCCCCCCACGACACUAAUGUUCAAGGGGCCAACUUAGCUAAUGAGGUAGAAAGGGAGGGGAGAUGAUUGGGUGGGGGUGGUGUGUGUGUGUGUGUUGGUAAGAGUGUGUGAUGAUCAUGUUAUUUAUACCACUGUUGAAACCACUGUAUGCCCCAGUGUGGAUGUGUCCAUUGCUUGUGUUUCUGUUUAUAUUUCAAAACAACUGAGCGUUCAGAAAUGCCUAUCCAUACUAUAAUGCAUGUUCUUUGGAUUACCUUAAGAAUUCUGUAAUGUUUUUUUUUUCUCUGGACAGCAAAAAAACUGGUUUGUUCAUACUUCAUACACAACUGGCUGUUUUAGAUGCUCUGACAAUUCAUUCUUUACACUGGACUGUCUUAACACUUUGAGAAUUCAUGUUACAUUUUCUGAAUCUACUGUAUGAGUUUUAGGUCAUAGCAUGUGAGAAUCCUAAACUGCCAAAAUGUUGCACUAAAAUCGUUAGGCUUCAUAAUAAACAAAACUGUAAAAUUCACUUUGUUUUUAGACAAUUAAAAACAAUAAAGCUAUCUUGCUAUGUG